AUGAUCUGUGCCUUCCUCUCUGUAUCACUGAUACUCUCUUCUCAUGCGCCGCCUCCUGUAUCGUCGCGCUGGGUACCAAGACACGACCGUUCAGAGUUUUCGUCCAACACAACAAGAUCCUUGGAUUUUGUCGUGUCCAGAUUCGACGAAUCGGCCGCUCAAGUCGCACAGCAGAUCAACUCUCUGUACGCACUCCCAAGCAUUAACUCUCUAGCGUCGCGCCUCGUGGUCUACAGCACAGGAGGCGAUGAGACAGACCAUUUCGCAAAGGACCUGCGGCAAUUUCUGCAUCCAGGCAUCAGUCUCUUGGUCUCGCAACGACCAAAUGUAGGCCGAGAAGCAGCAGCCUACCUCACUCACAUCCUCUCCAGCUACCACAACCUCUCAGACCAUACUUUCUUCCUUCAAGCCGAAAUGCACUCGCCCGAUAUGGUUUACCCGCGACUUAAGAACUACUUUGUCUCUCAAACAGGCUUUUUGUCUCUCUCAGACACACAUUAUGAUUCCAACACUUGUGUUCGUCAACCUUGGGACCAUUCGACAUGGUCAGAAGACCCCGAGGUCUUGGGUGCCAUCUACAAGCAAGCCAAUAUCACAGGCUGCAAAGACUAUGCUCUUACCUACCGCGGUCAAUUCAUCGUUUCUCGGUCUCGUAUUCUGGCACAGAAUCAUCAACUAUAUUCACAUUUGCUGCAUAACUUGAUGGAUCCUGAUGCAGUGACGCAUUCAGAGGAGUAUAUGCAACAGCCUUGGUUGCCAAGUAAACAGGAUAGUCUCAAUGCACCUUUGUUUGGGUAUACGGUAGAGAGAUUAUGGGCAUUGGUUUUUGGAUGCGAGGGGAAGAUGGAUAAGUGUCCGAGUUUGGUAUCUGGUACUGUGAGGCAUGGUUUGGGAUUAGGCAUCAAAGGAGAUGUAGGAGAUUGUCAGUGUUUAGAUUUUUGA
This is a messenger RNA of Aureobasidium melanogenum CBS 110374, 942 nucleotides long. RefSeq lists its product as uncharacterized. The coding region runs from base 1 to 942 and encodes 313 amino acids. The transcript has a single exon. NCBI's taxonomy places the organism in Eukaryota, Fungi, Ascomycota, Dothideomycetes, Dothideales, Saccotheciaceae. The record is from RefSeq and is a predicted model, not a curated record.